Messenger RNA from Tupaia belangeri chinensis (Chinese tree shrew), 1542 nucleotides. RefSeq names its product POF1B actin binding protein (gene POF1B). The coding region runs from base 1 to 1542 and encodes 513 amino acids. Lineage: Eukaryota; Metazoa; Chordata; Mammalia; Scandentia; Tupaiidae. Gene Ontology annotation, cellular component: actin filament; adherens junction; bicellular tight junction. Gene Ontology annotation, biological process: actin filament organization; epithelial cell morphogenesis; bicellular tight junction assembly. The transcript is spliced from 15 exons. The record is from RefSeq and is a predicted model, not a curated record. Gene Ontology annotation, molecular function: actin filament binding.
AUGCUCUUAUUUCUGGAUGAUGAGGUUAUUAGAAAAGAACUCCAUUCUCCAACUCUGAAAAUAUCUACUUGUGCCCCAAGCACUCUACAUAUAACCCAAAAUACUGAACAGGAACUCCAUUCUCCAACAGUGAAAGUCACUACAUAUCCACAGACCACUAUUAGGAGAUAUAUAGUACAAAAUCCUGAACAGGAACCACUGUCUCCAUUCCUAAGAGGAGGCCAUUUCUUCCCAGGAAAUAAUGUUAUUUAUGAAAAAACAAUAAGAAAAGUAGAGAAGCUGAAUACAGAUCAAGAAUGCUAUCCUCAAGUUCAAUGUCAUCAUCACAUCAUCCAACAACCCCAGAUUAUCCACUCUCCACACUGUCAACAAUCCCAUUCUAGUGAGCAUAUCCAAACUAUCACAGGAAAUGACUCAAUUUCUACAAGCACUGGCAAUGAAUUAUGUCAUGGUAUAUCAAGCCAGGUAUGUGAGCAGGUAAUAAUUCAGGAUGAUGGCCCUGAAAAAUUGGACCCCAAAUAUUUUGGAGAAUUGCUUGCUGAUCUCAGCCGUAAGAAUACAGAUCUGUAUCACUGCCUGUUAGAACAUUUGCAGAGAAUUGGAGGAAGCAAACAGGAUUUUGAGUCUACAGAUGAGUCUGAAGAUGUUGAAUCAUUAAUUCCUAAAGGAUUGUCAGAGUUUACAAAACAGCAAAUUCGCUAUAUUCUGCAGAUGAGGAGUAUGUCUGAUAAGUCACUAAGGCUAGUACUAUCCACAUUCAGCAACAUACGGGAGGAGCUUGGACAUCUUCAAAAUGACUUGGCAUCACUAGAAAAUGACAAGAUAAGACUUGAGAAAGAUUUGGCCUUCAAAGAAAGUCAAAUGAAAGAGUAUGAAGAACUUUUGGCAUCAGUAAGAGCAAAUAAUCGCCAACAGCAGCAAGGACUUCAAGACUCAAGCUCAAAAUGCCAGGCAUUGGAAGAAAACAUUCUCUCUCUUCGUCAUACACUGUCAGAUAUGGAAUACAGACUAAAAGAACUGGAAUAUUGCAAACGUAAUUUAGAGCAAGAGAAUAAAAACCUUAGAAUGCAGGUUUCUGAGACUUGCAAAGGCCCAAUGCUGCAGACUAAAAUGGAUGAGAUUGGUAACCAUUAUAUGGAGAUGGUAAAGAAUUUGAGAACAGAGAAGGACAGAGAGAUCUGCAAGCUAAGGUCCCAGUUAAACCAGUACCAAAAAGACGUUUCAAGAAGAGAAGGAAAUUGUAGUGAUUUCCAAUUCAAGCUUCAUGAACUGACAAGCUUACUGGAAGAGAAGGAUUCCCUUAUAAAGCGUCAGUCAGAGGAACUCUCAAAGUUGAGACAAGAAAUAUAUUCAUCUCAUAACCAACACUCCAGUGGUGGAAGGACUACUAUUACCACUAAAAAGUACAGGACACAGUAUCCAAUACUAGGUCUCCUUUAUGAUGACUAUGAAUAUAUACCACCAGGUAGUGAUACACAGACUAUUGUGAUUGAGAAAACAGAAGACAAAUGGACUCGCGUAAGUUCACUUGCGUAUUUCUAG